CCAAUCCAAUCCGAUCCUUACAAUCCAAUCCAACCAAAUUGUCCGUGAGGACUCGGGGGUGGCCACGUGAAGUGCACAUGUGCAAUGUAAACAUGCCUCUGCAGCGAUUGACCCGACUUACCCGUGUUUUGACGACAAACUGCCCAGCUUUGUAUAUCUCCCGGUUGGCGGGGAGCGAGCCGCCGUACAAGGCCCCGGACCACGAGGCGCACAAAGGCGUUUGGGCGUCCAGCGAGAGCCCGGACUACACGCAGGUGGAGGAGGUCCAGGGCCACUGGCACUUUGUGGAGCGGCUGCUGCCCCUCCGGGUGGUGCCCGAGCCCCCCAAGCACGACGGACCCGCGCCCUCCGGCUGGCGGCCGCCCCUGCCUGAGGCGCCGCCGCUGCCUUACUUCGUGAGGCGCUCUCGGAACCACCUCCUCCCCGUGUACGUCCACUCGGAGAUCCGAGGUCCCCGGUUCAUCACGAGGGUGAGGAACGUCGAGGGCGACUUGUGGGCCCUGCACAACGACCUGAAGAAGCACUUGGAAGGGCUCUGUGGGAAAGAGGUCUUGUCCCAAGUCCACGAACUGGGCAGUUAUGUCGGCUUCAAAGGGUGCCUCGAGGAAGAGCCAGUGGCUGGCGUCGCAAAGCUAAGUUUGAACGUGCAUUCUCUAGAGAGCAAUGGAAACGGCGACGACGGCCAGGAGGAAAAAGAGUUUGAAUGGCCGUGCAGAGCCAUGUCGGACGAAGUGUACCCGAAUGACACCCCCUUCGUGAAGCUGGCCUGCGACGUGGCCUUUGAGAGCCUGACUGAGCGGGAGAAGUGCUAUGCCCACUACCUGUGCAGGGCUUCCUGGUACGGCGGGCUCAUCGUGCUCUUCCAGACGUCCAAGGAGAGCCCUCUCAUCUUCCUUCUGCUGGAGCGCCUGUUCCGGUCCCAGGACCUGGACUCUCUACGAGCUCUAGCUACGGAGCAGUGUGGCUUCGACGAAGAGGACUUCAAGGCAUUGCUUGUGUAUGCUGCUGCCUUCUAUGCCAACAUGGGCAACUACAAAGGCUUUGGGGACAACAAGUUUAUCCCAAACUUGUCGAAGGAAAAGCUGCACAAGCUGGUGACUCUGAGCGAGGCUUCCAAGCUGGACCCCUCCACGAUGGACUUCCUCUGGUCCCACUUGUCGGGCCCGCUGUACUCUCUCGGGGACAACGAGAAGCACCUAGGGUUCCCUCCAGCGGGCACCACAACAUACUUUUCAAAGAACUGCACCAAGCACGACUCUGAAGUGGUGGGAAAGUUCUUGACGGAGAAGGGGAUCGAGGGCUACAUCACCAGGGUGUUCAAGAAGGCCACGGAGGCCGGGGACCAGGACUGCUACGAGAUCCGCUACGCGUCUGUGCUCACUUCAGACGACCCCGAGAAGUCUGAGCUGUUGGGCUGCGAGCUGAUGGACAAGGGCCGGGUUUGCUUCACGCGUGGCGACUACUCGGGACUGCUCAAGCUGACCGUCGACAAUCUUCGAAAGGCUCAGGAGUGUGCGGCCAAUGAGAACCAGCGCCAGAUGCUGGGCAAGUACAUUGAGAGCUUCACGGUGGGGUCCUUGGACGCGCACAAGGACGGCUCCCGCUUCUGGACCAGGGACAAGGGCCCCAGCGUGGAGUCGUACAUUGGCUUCAUCGAGACAUACAGAGAUCCCGCAGGCAUGCGAGGAGAGUUCGAAGGGUUCGUGGCCACGGUGAACCGCCCGCAGAGCGAGAAGUUUGGUGCCCUGGUGGAACGGGCCGAGUCCCUGCUGCGGCUGCUGCCCUGGGCCCAGCCUUUCGAGAAGGACCAGUUCCUCCGGCCAGACUUCACCUCCCUCGACGUGGUGGCCUUCGCUGGCAGUGGCAUCCCCGCGGGCAUCAACAUCCCAAACUAUGACAGCAUCCGCCAGAACGAGGGAUUCAAGAAUGUGUCCCUCGGAAAUGUGAUCAACGCAGAUGACAAGUCUUCCAAAGCCAACUUCCUCUCUCCAGAAGAUGAUGAGAUCUUCAACAAGUACAAGAACGGCUCUUUUGAGGUGCAAGUGGGUCUGCACGAGCUCUUGGGCCACGGCAGUGGCAAGCUCUUCAUGCAGCACAAGGACGGCUCCUUCAACUUCGACAGGGACAACGUGGUGCUGCCCGCCACCAGGUUCUCUUCCCUUCCCGAGCACAAGGUGACGAGUUGGUACAAGGACAACGAGACCUACGACUGUGUGUUUGGUCCACUGGGCUCAUCCUACGAGGAGUGUCGGGCGGAGUGCGUCGGGCUCCACCUCUGCACCAACGAGGACGUGCUCAGGUUGUUUGGCUUCGAGGGCCAGGAAGGGCAGGACGUGGCAUACGUCAACUGGCUUACCAUGGUUGUCAAGGGCGUCGAGGGCCUGCAGACCUACAACCCUCGCACCAAGACCUGGCUGCAGGCGCACUCUCGGGCCCGCUACGUGAUAAUGCGCGUGCUGCUGGAGGCCGGCGACCUGGUGAAAAUCCAGGAGACGACAGGGGAAGACGGCAAGCCGGACCUGCUUGUGAGCCUUGACCGGAGCAAGAUCCCUUCGGUCGGUGCCCCGGCUAUCGAACAGUUCCUCCUUCAACUGCAGCUGUACAAGUCGACGGCGGACGUGAAGUCUGCCACCGAGCUGUAUGAGCGGUACUCUGACGUGAGUGCCGACGAGCCCCACCCCUUCCUCAAGUACUGGGACAUUGUGAUGGCGCGCAAGAAACCCAGGCGCAUCUUCGUCCAGGCAAACACCGUCUUGGAAGGGGACAAGGUGCAACUGAAGAGCUACGAAGCUUCGCCCGAAGGGCACCUGCAGUCUUGGCUGGACCGCUUCGCCUGCAGUGCCAAGGACCUAGACAGGAUCAUCCUGGAAACCUGGAAGAAGGACCAGGACUACUUCUAAUCUUCUAAGCAACGUUUUCUGAACUGCCAUCUUCUUUUUGUCUCGUUUUUUCUCUACACGCCCAUAUGAAGGCUGCUGUAGAAAACAUUGAGAGCAGGAAAUACUUUGAACUUUUCUAAGUGGCCAGAUACUCUGCUUAUAAAUAGCGAGUCAUAUGAAAUUUUGUUUGAAAGGCAUCUGUAAGUAUUCUUUCUGCAGGGUGUCCGUGUUGUCCGGAUUUUAUUUUCUGAACAAUCUGCCGCAUUUUGGCGUAAUGAUGGCUUUUGAUGCCCAAUUUAGGUGUAAUCUUUUCUAUGAUACAUUUGAAAAUAAAGGAGUGCACUUUGCUUGACAAA
Molecule: messenger RNA, 3235 nt
Organism: Ixodes scapularis (black-legged tick)
Lineage: Eukaryota; Metazoa; Arthropoda; Arachnida; Ixodida; Ixodidae
Gene: DppIII
Product: dipeptidyl peptidase 3
Exons: 22
Coding region: 78-2900 (940 amino acids)
Biological process (GO): proteolysis; translation
Cellular component (GO): cytoplasm; ribosome
Molecular function (GO): metalloexopeptidase activity; dipeptidyl-peptidase activity; structural constituent of ribosome
Source: RefSeq, a predicted model, not a curated record